Molecule: messenger RNA, 20507 nt
Organism: Gigantopelta aegis
Lineage: Eukaryota; Metazoa; Mollusca; Gastropoda; Neomphalida; Peltospiridae
Product: low-density lipoprotein receptor-related protein 1-like
Exons: 93
Coding region: 161-15286 (5041 amino acids)
Molecular function (GO): protein binding; calcium ion binding
Source: RefSeq, a predicted model, not a curated record
GUGACGUCAGGCGAAGUAGCAAAGUCAUUAGGAAGCAGUGUGGUUUAUCAACGUGUUUGUGUUGUUAUUUUACUUGCUUUCUGCGAAUGUACUUCAGCGAAAACGAGAACUCUGCCAGUUGACACAAACUGUGCAACUCCUGGGAAUAAUACUAAGCGGCAUGAGACUGGAAGUAGGGCGGUAUUUACUGGUGAUCAUCAUCGGGAUUUGGUGCCCGAUUUUGUCCCAAGGUGCCGAAAAUGAAGCCACCACAUGUUCAUCGGACACAUUCCAGUGUAAACGUGAGAUCAGUGUGGGCUACCAGUGUAUUCCUCUCAACUGGGUGUGUGACGGAGAUCAUGACUGUCCUGAUGGUGACGAUGAGAAAGCAAACUGCAGCAUUCCAACAUGUGCUUCAUGGCAGUUUACCUGCACAAAGGGUGCGGCAAGGUGUAUAACACAGGGCUAUAUUUGUGAUGGUGAGGAGGACUGUACAGACGGGUCAGAUGAAACACCAGAAGUCUGCAAGAAUCGUAUGUCGAAAGGAUCUCAUAUCAAAGGUGAAAAGGUAGAUAAUUUUAAGUGCUUACCGAACCACUACCAGUGUCCAGGGACACACCACUGCAUUCCAUUAUCAAGCGUCUGUGAUUCAAUAACCGACUGCGCCGAUGAUGCUGCUGAUGAAGGUGCCCAUUGUGUUAAUCAUGGUUGUAGGAAGCUGAACUGCUCAUAUUUGUGUAAAGAAACAUUACAGGGACCCAUGUGUUACUGCAGAAAUGGCUUCGCUCCUGAUGCCGCUGCUUGCCAAGAUUUCAAUGAGUGUCAGGUAGACGACUUCUGUGAUCAGGCCUGUACGAACUUACAGGGUUCCUACAUGUGUAACUGUAGUGAUGGCUAUACACUACAGAAGAACGGAUACUGCAAAGCAGACAAUUCCUCUUCUGCCACAUUACUGAUCUCUGACUAUCGAAAUGUGAUCCAGAUAAAACUUGAUGGUUCAGACUUAUCUCCUGCUUACAAGAUCGGUGGGGAUCAAAUUUUAGCACUUGAUUAUGAUUUAAAAAACAGCCAGGUUUGCUGGAUAACAUUUGAACAUCAAAAUGGGACCACCAACUUAAAAUGUGCUGACCUCAAAGAUUCUUCAAAACAGUGGACAAUACCAACACAGUAUAAACUGAGCUCUGUGGACCAAAUUGCCAAAGACUGGGUAUCGGGGAACUGGUAUUUUGUUGAUGGCAAGAAAGAGCGGAUAUUCCUGUGCAAGGCUGAUGGCCUCCAUUGUUUGACUGUUAUUAGCACAGAGAUGAGACGACCAAAAAGUAUUGCAAUUGACUCGACACGUGGAUUGAUGUUUUAUGCUGACUGGUCCUUACAAGCCAAGAUUGUUCGAGCAGAACUUGAUGGCAGAAACCGAAAGAAUAUCACAACAUCAAAAAUAGUCCACCCAAAUGGAAUUACACUGGACUAUGUGAACAAACACGUGUACUGGGGCGACUCGUUCCUCAACAUUAUCGAGAGGGUGGACUAUGAGGGCAAUGGAAGAAAAACUAUUUCUCAGGGACUUAAUAUUCGUCAGCGGUACGGUUUGACUCUGUUUGAGAACUUCCUGUACGUGUCUAACCACCAGGUGAACAACAACAGCGUGGUUCGCAUCCACCGCUACAACUCCUCGGUGACGCCUGUCAUCGUUCACAGUGGUCUGCUCAAACCCGGCGCACUGCAAGUCGCACACGCCGUCAGACAGCCGGGAUCUACUGACCUCUGCAAGAAGAAGGCCUGUGAACAGAUCUGUAUUCCUGUACCAGAUGGUCUAUCAGUGAAGGCAAAAUGUGUCUGUCGGGCAGGCUUUACUCCACUUCCUGAUAAUGACACCAAGUGUCACAGAAACAAUGCCACGACAUUCCUGCUUUACGCUAAUGCACAGCAAGGCAGUAUUCAUGGUAUAUCCAUAAAUCCAUCCACACAGUCCGACGUCAUGGAACCCAUUGAAAAUCUCAACCGACCAAUCGCAUUGGCCUAUCAUGCAGCCUCUCGUUAUAUCUACUACUCUGAUGUUAGCUUGCUUCAGAUUGGCCGGAGGAAAGUAGACGAGGCAUCAGAAAAAGCUGAACACUUCCUAGAUGCAGGUGUUACAAGCUGUGAGGGGCUGGCCAUCGACUGGGUUGGUAACAACUUGUACUGGACGGACGAUGGCCUGCGCACCAUCAGCGUUGUGCGUCUCAACAACAGAUCCAUGUCGUACACCAUCCAGAUAGAAAACCUGAACCACCCCAAGGCAAUAGCAGUCGACCCAAACGAAGGAUACAUGUACUGGACAGACUGGGUUCUGAGACCCUCCGAAAUCAAGCCGAAGAUUGAGAAGUCCACCCUUGAUGGUGAGAACCGUGUGGUUCUUGUGGACAAAUCCAUUCAGUGGCCGAACAGCCUGACGCUGGAUUCCCACACAAAGAGGCUCUACUGGACGGAUGCUUACUUUGAUCGGAUUGAAUCGAUCGGCAUCGACGGGUCAGAGAGAAAGACUUUACUUUCCUUCCAUUCUCUGAAGCACCCAUACGGCAUCGCGGUCUAUCAAAACCUCAUCUUCUGGACUGAGUCCUUGUCUGGAUGGGUGGAAAUGCAUAACACCACCAGCAACACCACGCAACAGCUACGUAUGGACAGCACCCCUCUGUUUGACCUCAUCAUCGUCAACGUCGACACUCAACAGAUCAAAGAUGGUGCCCCAUGUGCUAAAAACAAUGGAAUGUGUUCAGAUAUUUGUAUAUCUUUACCCAAUGAUCAUGUUUGCAAGUGUGGAAAAGGAAGGCUAAUCACAUCAGACAACAAAACUUGCGAAGACAUUCCGGACUACACCCCUCCAUCUGCGUGUGACGAGAACUUCAAGUUUGAGUGUAAGGACGGCAGCUGUAUCAACAAACGGUUCUUGUGUGACGGGGACCAGGACUGUAACGACGGGUCAGACGAGGAUAUCAGUAAGGAUGGAGUCUGUGGUAACAUUUCCUGCCCUGACCCAUCGAUGUUUUCGUGCAGCAACAAGCGCUGUAUCUACAUGCAGUUUGUCUGUGACGGAGAGGCCGACUGCACCGAUGGCUCCGAUGAGAAAUCCGACCUUUGUCACCAACAGAGAGCCUGCCCUCAGAAUUAUAGUCUGUGCACAGAAAAUGGUCGGUGCAUUCCUGAAAGCUGGAAAUGUGACCAUGAAAAAGACUGCCCCGAUGGUUCAGAUGAAGGUGUUAAGUGUGGCUAUGAUAACUGUGAGAUCGACCAAUUCCGAUGUCACGACGGCCGCUGUAUUCCCUACGUCUACCGCUGUGACAACGAAUACGAUUGCUCAGACCACUCGGAUGAGAGUGACUGUGGUCAGUGGUGUGAUCCUGACAGGGAGUUCAAGUGCAAGGACUCUGGAGAAUGUUUGCCUCUCAUUUACCGCUGUGACCACGAACAGAACUGUAAAGAUGGGUCUGAUGAACAGAACUGUGAUAAUCCUUGUAAGGACAGUGAAUUCCACUGUAACAGCAGCGAUUGUAUCAACCGGUCAUGGCGAUGCGACGGCGACGAAGACUGUGUAGAUGGGUCAGAUGAGUGGGGAUGUAACAUGGACCUGACCCAUUCAUGUCACCCUAGCCAGGAGUUCCUGUGUAAGGACAAGAGUCGGUGUAUCCCCAAGUCGUGGCAGUGUGACCGCGACAAUGACUGUGUCGACAAGUCAGACGAACUUGACUGCUCGUACAUCUCUCCGUGUGAGGCUCCCAAGUUCACGUGUAAGAACAACACCAACAUCUGCUUCCCCCCGGAGAAGCUCUGUGAUGACCAUGUCGACUGUCCAGACCACUCUGACGAAGGCCGACUAUGUGCAUAUAACAUGUGUGCAAAUCACGACUGCAGUCAUAUCUGCCACAAGUCUCCUGACGGAUUUGUCUGCUCAUGUCCAAAACACAAGAGACUUCGCGCAGACAAUAGGACAUGUUUUGAUAUAGACAUUUGUGAACACUGGGGCAUUUGCAGUCAGAACUGUUCAUCCAGUUUGGAUGGUUACCAGUGUCUGUGUUACAAAGGUUAUAACCUGGCUGAUGAUUUCUACAGCUGCAAGCCAAACGAUGGAGUCCCAAUCUACAUCAUCUACUCGAACCGCCAUGAAAUCCGCCGCUAUGAUUUAGGAGAUCAAAGUUUUGUGUCACUGGUGUCCGGACUGCGCAAUACAAUCGCCGUAGAUUUCUACUAUGAUAUGCCGUCAGGAAUAUGGAUUUUUUGGACUGAUGUAGUGGAUGAUAAGAUUUAUCGUGGAAGAAUGAUUUCAUCAACUCUGACGAACAUUGAGGCCAUCAUCGAUGUGGGCCUGGCGACCACGGAGGGUCUGGCCAUCGACUGGGUUGCGAAGAACAUCUACUGGGUGGAGAGUAACCUCGACCAGAUUGAGGUGGCCAAGCUGGACGGCACCAACCGGUCAACGCUGAUCGCUGGAAACAUGACCAGUCCACGCGCCAUUGUGCUCGACCCGAGGGAGGGGGCUCUCUUCUGGACAGACUGGGAUGGCUCCGAUCCCCGGAUUGAAGGCUGUUCUAUGAGUGGAGAGAACCGCCACACAAUUUACGACAUCAAGCGAAUCCCGACCGGCGGCUGGCCCAACGGUCUGGCUGUGGACUACGAGGAGCGCAGACUCUACUGGAUAGAUGCAAGGUCCGACUCGGUUCACACGAUUCUGUACAGUGGAGAAGGCCACCAUCUGGUUAUCCAGAGCCACGAGAGUCUGGCUCACCCGUUCGCGCUGACCAUGUUCGAACACCAUAUCUACUGGACUGACUGGAGCACCAACUCGCUCGUCAUGGGCAGCAAGUUUAACAACUCUGGUGUUGAGAUAAUUCAACGGACAUUUACUCAACCUUUUGACCUUCAAAUACUACAUCCUAAACGACAACCUCAUGUGGAUAACCCGUGUAAAGACAAUGGCGGCUGUUCUCACCUGUGUCUGAUCGGUGUCAACCACACACCUCACUGCAAGUGUCCUCACCGGAUGAAGCUCCUCGCCGACAAGAAGUCAUGUGAAAGUGACAAUAAAUUCCUGCUGUUUGUCAAGGAGAAUGAGAUCCGCGGCGUCGACCUGGACAAUGGCCACUACAACGUGAUUCCGUCGAUCACCGUCCCCUUCGUGGAGAAUGCCACCACCAUCGACUACGACGUGCAGGAGGAUCGCCUCUACUGGACCGACAUCAAGCGCAAUGUCAUCCGCAGCGCUUUCAUCAACGGCACAGGCAUAGAAACCAUCAUAGAUUCAGGUAUUUCGAAUCCCCGAGGGUUCGCGAUUGACUGGGUGUCUCGGAACAUGUACUUCUCAUCGUACGACGAGACCAAGAAGGAGGCGGCCAUCUCGGUUGCCAAGUUGAACGGCGCAUUCCGCACCAAGGUUGUGAGCAGCGACAGCAACACGGGCACCAUCAAGCUGAUCAAACCCACGUCCAUCGCCAUCCAUCCAAGUGAAGGCUUGCUGUUUUGGUGUGACACUGGUGGUGAGAAUCACAUGAUUGUUCAAGCGAAGAUGGACGGAAGUAAUGCCCGGGUGAUUGUCCAAGAUGCAGCUAGUCCAGCCAGCUUGUCAGUGGAUAUUGCCUCAAAUAUUUUAUACUGGAUCAGCCUGAAGAAGAAAACAGUGAACAUGUAUGACCUGACGAAGUCGCAGAUCAAGGAGACGCCCAUGCUCAACAUGACGUCCAUCAUGUCGAUGACAAUGUACGGGGAAAUCAUCUACCUGGCCAACUCCAACAACAUCAUCAAGAUCAACCGCAAAACACAGGAAGUGAAGACGAUCCGAGACAAGACGCCACACGUCUACGCCAUGCAGAUCUACGACCCUAGCAGUCGCCAGAAUGGAACUAAUGCCUGUUCAUUACGAAAUGGUGGCUGUACCCAAAUGUGUCUUCCGACCGGCAAGAUGUCGCAGAUUUGUAAAUGUACAGCAGGCUUCAACAUCAACACCAUUGAUAACAAGACCUGUGAUGGUAUUCAGUCAUUCAUGCUGUACUCCACCGAGUCUGAGAUUCGCGGGUUUUCACUCGAUGAGAAAGAUCGUGAUGCACUGGCUCCAGUAUCAAAGAUAUCUCUCGCCUCUGCCAUCGACUUCCAUGCAGUUUCAGACUACAUCUACUGGGUGGACAGUAACUCGCAGAGCAUCUCUCGAAUCAAGCGUGACCUCACAGACAGACAGAAGAUCAUCAAGGACAUCCACGGGGUCGAGGGGAUGGCCAUCGACUGGAUCUCAGGCAGCGUCUACUGGACAGACCGUGGCCAUGACAUGAUUGGGGUCUCCAAGCUCAACGGAUCGAACCGCUACAUUGUGAUGCACGGCGACAUGGAGAAACCCAGGUCCAUUUGUCUUCACCCUGUCUUGGGCUUUAUGUUCUUUGGAGACUGGGGUGCUAAGCCUAAGAUAGUUCAAGCACGCCUGGAUGGUUCUGACAGGAAGGAUUUUAUAAGCACGAACAUCAAGGCUCCGUUUGGUCUGACGGUUGACUACGACACAAACCACCUGUACUGGUGCGACAAGGACCUUGACGUCAUCGAGAAGGUUGACAUCAUGUCCGGGAAGCGCAAAGUCCUCGUCCAAAAGUUGGCAGACUGUAUGGCGCUGACCAUCUUCGAAAAACACAUCUACUGGGCUGACGCAACCCUUGACGGUGGCAGCAUCCGGCGAGCCGACACAAAACACUGGUGUGGGAGUCACAACAUUAGUAUAAAAUCGGGUGGCACUGGUUGGGAGGAAUCUGAAUCGUGGGGCACUGGUUGGAGGGAAUCUGAAUCAUGGGGCACUGGCUGGGUGGAAUCUGAAUCAUGGGGCACUGGCUGGGAGGAAUCUGAAUCAUGGGGCACUGGUUGGGAGGAAUCUGAAUCAUGGGGCACUGGUUGGAGGGAAUCUGAAUCAUGGGGCACUGGCUGGGUGGAAUCUGAAUCAUGGGGCACUGGCUGGGUGGAAUCUGAAUCAUGGGGCACUGGUUGGGUGGAAUCUGAAUCACUGAAUCACGGGGCACUGGUUGGAGGGAAUCUGAAUCAUGGGGCACUGGUUGGAGGGAAUCUGAAUCAUGGGGCACUGGUUGGAGGGAAUCUGAAUCAUGGGGCACUGGCUGGGUGGAAUCUGAAUCAUGGGGCACUGGCUGGGUGGAAUCUGAAUCAUGGGGCACUGGCUGGGUGGAAUCUGAAUCAUGGGGCACUGGUUGGGUGGAAUCUGAAUCAUGGGGCACUGGUUGGGUGGAAUCUGAAUCAUGGGGCACUGGUUGGGUGGAAUCUGAAUCAUGGGGCACUGGUUGGGAGGAAUCUGAAUCAUGGGGCACUGGUUGGGUGGAAUCUGAAUCAUGGGGCACUGGCUGGGUGGAAUCUGAAUCAUGGGGCACUGGCUGGGUGGAAUCUGAAUCAUGGGGCACUGGCUGGGUGGAAUCUGAAUCAUGGGGCACUGGUUGGAGGGAAUCUGAAUCAUGGGGCACUGGUUGGAGGGAAUCUGAAUCAUGGGGCACUGGUUGGGUGGAAUCUGAAUCAUGGGGCACUGGCUGGGUGGAAUCUGAAUCAUGGGGCACUGGCUGGGUGGAAUCUGAAUCAUGGGGCACUGGCUGGGUGGAAUCUGAAUCAUGGGGCACUGGUUGGAGGGAAUCUGAAUCAUGGGGCACUGGUUGGGUGGAAUCUGAAUCAUGGGGCACUGGUUGGAGGGAAUCUGAAUCAUGGGGCACUGGUUGGAGGGAAUCUGAAUCAUGGGGCACUGGUUGGGUGGAAUCUGAAUCAUGGGGCACUGGCUGGGUGGAAUCUGAAUCAUGGGGCACUGGCUGGGUGGAAUCUGAAUCAUGGGGCACUGGCUGGGUGGAAUCUGAAUCAUGGGGCACUGGUUGGAGGGAAUCUGAAUCAUGGGCCACUGAUGCUUUCCUCUGUUACAGGCACCAAUAGGUGUAAACAUGAUAAUGGUGGGUGUGCUGAACUCUGUCUGUUCCGCGGUAACAUGGAAAGGACCUGUGCCUGUUCAUAUGGAAAUCUCGCACCAGACAAUACAACCUGUGAAGAUUACGACGCGUUCCUGCUGUACUCCGAGGUGACUGCGAUCGCCAGUAUCCAGAUGAACAGCUACCAGGACGUGAAUGCACCGCUGGAGCCGGUGGUCAACGAGACCCACAUGAAGAAUGUCAUCGGCCUCACCUUCAACCACCGCGCCAGACGCAUCUUCUACAGCGACAUCCAGCGCGGCGACAUCCAGGCAGUCCUCUUUGAUGGAACGCACUUUGAAGUCCUCGUCGACAACGUUGGUGCAGCAGAAGGCCUUGCGUUUGAUUCGACCAAUCACUACCUGUAUUGGACUAGUUACACCAACUCGUCCAUCAGUCGUAUUGGCCUCCAUCCGGACAUUGCAGUUAAAAACCGGAAACAAGAAACCAUCAUCCAGUUGUCAAUGGAGGAUCAUCCUCGAGCCAUCGUCAUAGAUCUUUGUAAAAGUCGCAUGUUCUGGACGAACUGGAAUGACCACAAGCCGUGCAUCCAGACGUCCAUGCUGAAUGGGUAUAACGCUCAUACCAUCAUAGACAAACACAUCCGCACACCCAACGGGCUGACCAUCGACCACCGUGCACAGAAACUCUACUGGACCGACGCCCGGCUCGACAAGAUUGAACGCUGCAACUUCGACGGAACAAACCGAGACGUCAUAGUAACGGCCAUUCCCCAGCACUCGUUCGGGAUAGCGGUGUACGGCGACUUCAUCUACUGGACGGACUGGAUGUUGAGGGCAGUGCUCCGGGCCAACAAGUACGACGGGAGUGGUCUCAAGUGGCUGCGCAAGGGCAUCCAGAGACAACCCAUGGGAAUCAUCGCUGUAGCAAACGAUACCGAUGAUUGUACACUCAAUCCAUGUUAUAUGAAUGCAUUUGGCUGUGAAGAUGAAUGUACGGUCAAUGACAAAGGCAAGCCACAAUGCAACUGUACCAAAGAACACCCUGUCCUCUUGCCUGAUGGGAAGCGAUGUGCAGUGACGACGUUUAAGUGCUCUAUUACUGACUUUCUGUGUGAAGAUCGCUUCCGCUGUAUUCCAAUAGAAAAAACCUGCAACAGUAUCAUAGACUGUCCCGACGGCUCUGAUGAAAUGAAACAGUUGUGUUCACAACCUCGGAAGUGCCCUGCAGGUUUCUUCUCGUGUAACAACAGUCGGUGUGUGUCGUACAACAAGACGUGUGAUGGCCACAACGACUGCGAUGACGACUCUGAUGAGGUGGACUGCCCGUGUAAGGUGGACGAGUUCCGCUGUACCAGUGGGAUGUGUAUCCAGCAGAAGUACCGCUGUGACCGUGACGGGGACUGCCCAGACCUCUCCGACGAGAUGGGCUGCAAUCUGACGUGCAGUGACGUGGAGAUAGAAGGAGAGCCACUGGAGGGUCUGAUAUCGUGCAACACGACGUCCGCCUGUAUCUACCCCAGCUGGAAGUGUGAUGGCAGCAAUGACUGCUGGGACCGUAGUGACGAGGCCAACUGUUCAGGAACUGGUGAAAUGAAAUGUCCGCAGGAGGCCUUCAAGUGUGAAUCGGGAAGUUGUAUUCCUAAACACUGGGUGUGUGACAAGGACAACGACUGUGGGGACAGCUCCGAUGAAGCUAACUGCACGUACAACUGUGAUAAAGAUUACAUAGCCUGCACCAACGACUCGACCUGCAUUCCUAGCACGUGGCAGUGUGAUGGACACGAAGACUGUCAUGAUGGAUCAGACGAAGUCGGCUGUGGUAAUCACACGUGUCGUCCUGACGAGUUCCAGUGUCCAACAGGCCGCUGUAUUCCGUCCGCCUGGAAGUGUGACCAGGACUCUGAUUGUGACGACGCAUCGGACGAAAAAAAUACAGACGAGUGUCCACCAGUUGUGUGCGAGCCUGAUGAGUUCCUGUGUUUGAAUCGACGCUGUAUCAAGAGCAUCUACUACUGCAACGGCGACAAUGACUGUGGCGACAACUCCGAUGAACCUGACAUGUGUGUUCUCGAUGUGUGUGGGGAGCAUCAGUUUAAGUGUGCUAAUCGAGGCAAGUGUAUUCCCGACGACCAGCGGUGCAACGGUCUCUUCGACUGCCCCGAUCACUCGGAUGAAGACAACUGUACAGUGUCGCCCCCUUGUGGCACACCCACGCAGUUCAAGUGUCAGAACGGGGUGUGCAUCUCGGAGGAUCUCGUCUGUAACGGACACAACGACUGCGGGGACAAAUCAGAUGAACCUUUAGAGUGCGGAAUCAAUGAAUGUUUUGGAAUUAGCAGGCCACACAUCUGUACCCAGAACUGCACGGAUAAGAAGAUCGGGUAUGUGUGUAGCUGUUACAAUGGCUACAAGCUUCUUAACGACAGCAAGACGUGUGUAGAUAUUGAUGAGUGUGAUGUCACUUAUCCAUGCAGCCAUAACUGCAUCAAUACGAUUGGUUCAUAUUUCUGCUCGUGUCCAAAAGGUCUUGACUAUAAGCUGGAUGGCAACCACCGAACCUGCAAAGUCACUAAAAAGCCAUGGCCGGUUCUGCUGGUGUCGAACCGCUACUACCUGCGUAACGUGACUAUCCCGAAGGGAGAAACAAGCCACCUGACAGACAAACUGACCAACUCUGUGGCAAUCGACUUUGACUGGCAGGACAAGUACAUCUACUGGAGUGACAUCACCAGUCACAGCAGCAGCAUCAACCGCAUGCACUUCGACCAUGGCAACGACCGCACCGUUGAGGUUCUUCACAGCACGACAGUUCGUAAUCCUGAUGGUAUUGCUGUAGACUGGGUUGCUCGCAACCUCUACUGGUGUGACAAGACCACGGACACCAUUGAGGUGUCCAAACUGCAUGGGGUAUACCGCAAAGUUCUUAUCCGUCAGGGUUUACAGGAGCCACGUGGUCUUGAAGUGUUCCCGGCUAAAGGUCUUCUGUAUUUCACCGACUGGGGGGACCAGCCAAACAUUGGGCGCAUCUGGAUGGAUGGCACGCACAGACAAACCAUAAUAAAAGACAACCUGGCCUGGCCGAAUGCUCUAACCAUUGACUACAUGACAGAACAUAUAUUCUGGGCCGACGCGAGCCUUGACUACAUCGCCAUGGCCAGGUUGGAUGGCAGCGGCAGAAGAAUCGUUGUGUCCAACAUCCACUAUGUGCCGCAUGUAUUUGGGCUGUCCGUGUUUGAAGACCACAUCUACUGGACAGACUGGGAGAAGAUGGGCAUUUACUACACGAACAAGUUUUCAGGCAACAAGAUCACAAAGCUGGUGCUGCUUGUUCAUCGACCAAUGGACCUUCAAGUUCUUCACCCGUACAGACAGCUGCCAAUGAAUGCCAGUGUAAAUGGUGGCUACAACCCAUGUGAAAACAAUGGAGGCUGCUCUCACCUGUGUUUGCUGCACCCUGUCUUGAAAUACAACCGAAUCGCCUCCAUCUGCGCAUGUCCAGAAAAUCACUACCUGGCCGCGGACAAGAAAACAUGCAUUUCGAACUGCACCAGUGCCCAGUUUCUGUGUAAUGCGACGUCCAAGUGUAUUCCGUUCUGGUGGAAGUGUGACAACCAUACAGACUGUGAAGAUAGCUCGGACGAACCGCCAACGUGUCGACGGUAUUAUUGCAGUCAGCCAGGCCUGUUUCAGUGUGACAAUGCGAAGAGUGCUGAAGACUGUUAUCUCCCCACUGUUAUAUGUGACGGAACCGCCAAGUGUUCAGACAACUCGGAUGAAAAGAAUUGUGAUGUGUACUCUUGCAUGGAGCACCAGUUCAAGUGUCACAGCAAUAGCACAUGCAUCUCGAAGGCUCUGCGAUGUAACAGUCACAAUGACUGUAUGGGUGGCGAGGACGAGGCAGACUGUCCAACUACAACGUGUAACCCAAACCAGUUCAACUGUUCAAAUGGUCGGUGUGUGCCGUACGUGUGGCGGUGUGACCAUGACAACGACUGUGGUGACUGGAGCGAUGAACCUGAAAACUGUACACAACUCAGUUGCAAGGACGACCAUAUAAAGUGUGAGAAGAGUGGUCGGUGCAUUCCGAAGGCGUGGACAUGUGACGGUGACCCAGAUUGUGGAGAAGACGACAACAGUGAUGAGAAACAGGAUGAAUGCCAACAUCGUACUUGCAGCCCCACCUACUUCAAGUGUUCGAAUGGCCACUGUAUCCCAGGGCGCUGGAAGUGUGAUUACUAUGACGACUGUCGAGAUGGAUCAGAUGAGAUUGGCUGCACUCUACGUAACUGUUCGGAAUCGGAGAUGAUGUGUGCAAAUCACAAGUGUAUUCAGAAGUCCCUGCAGUGUAAUGGUGAGGUGAACUGCGAGGAUGGAAGUGAUGAGAUACACUGCAACACGUCGUGUAACCCUGGGACAGAGUUCCAGUGUAAGAAGGUGAAGCAUUGCAUCCCGAUCCGGUGGAAGUGUGACGGUGACACGGACUGCGCAGACGGCACUGAUGAGUGGGACUGCGAUCGAAACUGUACAAAUGAAGAAUUCAGAUGUAACAAUUCUAUCUGUCAACCAUUGCUAUGGAAAUGUGAUGGUGACAAUGACUGUGGGGAUGGUUCUGAUGAGAAUCCAGAAAUGUGUGCCCACUCUGCGUGCCCUCCGAGCCGAUUCCGCUGUAAGAACAACUUCUGUAUCUGGUCGAGUCUCGUGUGUGACGGAAACACUGACUGUGCUGACGGAUCUGACGAAAUCAACUGCCCUAUUAAAGAGAAGUGUAACCAUUAUGACUUCAAGUGUACGACUGCUGGGCCGUGUAUACCGAUUGCGUUGGUGUGUGACAAUGUGACCCACUGUUCUAAUGGAGCUGAUGAGAACACCACCAUGUGUGAUCUGUACCGUUUGAAUUGUUCUGUUAACCAUGGUGGAUGUGAACAGAAAUGUACUCCGCAUGGAUGUCGUUGUGAGCCAGGCUUUGAGCUCAUGCAAGACGGAUUUGCCUGUAAAGCCAUCAACCCGUGUCGACAGUGGGGCGUCUGCUCACAGAAGUGUUCCCAUGACAAUCAGCAUGCAGUUAGCUGUUACUGCGAAAAAGGAUUUAAAAGUGCACCCAGUUUUAAAAAGCGUGAUUCGUGUGUAGCUGUAGGUGAUGCUCCACGCUUCCUGGUUGCUGAAGAAUCUCUCGUGCUGACCGUCUCCAUGUCUCGGAGUAGCGACGGGAAUCUCAGCAAGCCACUUCCUGGUUAUUCCGAGGAAAAUGAUAUACAUGUGGUUGCUAUGGACGUUGAUACAACUGGUGAUGAAUGGAUUGUAUUCAUGGUAGUGGAGAACAAUGGGAUCUGGUCUGUGAGAAAGGAAAACAUUGUCCCGAAAACUGAAAAACGAUCUCGAAGAGAUGCCGACACCAGCGAAAGUCUUUGGUUUGGUCACCAGAAGAUCAAGAGUCUGGCGCUGGACUGGGUGCUGCAUCGGAUCUACUGGAUGGAUGCCACUACCAAGUCUAUCCAGCUGAGAAACUACGACGGCAAACAGCACAUGCACAUAGUAGAGGGGGACAUGAACAGUCCCAACUCUGUAGCUGUCGAUCCGGAAUCAGGUAAACUGUUUUGGACGGACCAGGGCCUUCCACCGAAGAUAGAGAGUGCCAACCUGGAUGGAUUGAACCGGACCCUGCUGGUGACCACCGAGCUCAUGUGGCCCAAUGGGAUUGUCGUCGAUCAUGCCAAUGGCUGGGUGUACUGGUGCGAUACAAAGAAGUACACCAUUGAGACGAUGGAUCUCUAUGGCAACGGGAGGCGAAUCGUGCAGAGGUUUCCAUCGUCUCACCCCCCGUACACCCUGCAGGUGUUCGGUGACUACCUGUACGUCCUCACCUCCAAGACCUGGGAGAUAAUCAAGAUGCACAAGUUUGGCGAUGAGUCUCUCAAGCUGCAGCCCAUGUACACGGGAAUAAACCGCGUCUUCGAUCUCGUCGUCAUGCAGAAACACAAACUCAAAACAUCAAUAACCAACAAUUGUAAUGCAAAGAAAAAUCCAUGUAACACAAGUAUGUGCUUCAACAAUCCCUGGGGUGUGAAGGGCUUCACGUGCCGCUGUCCCAAGGAUGCCACCAUCGAGAACAACAAGUGCAGCUUCCAGAAGGUCGACAACCCGUGCAUGAGCUUCAAGUGUAAACACAACGGCAACUGCAGCCUCAACAUUCAUGACAAACCAAAGUGCAGCUGUACAUCGCGGUUCACAGGAGAUCACUGUCAGAUAGACAGGUGUGAAAACUAUUGUCUGAAUCAAGGCACCUGCAUUGUCUCUUCUUCUCCUACACACCCGCCCACCUGCAGAUGUCCUGUCCGGUACCGUGGCAACAAGUGUGAGAUCUACAGGUGCUCCAACUACUGUAAGAAUGGUGGACUCUGUUCUGUGAAUAGUGACGGCAAACCGAUCUGUCAAUGUCCUAUCUACUUCGAAGGCCUGCAGUGUGAGAAUAACAAAACGAUCACGUGUGAUGACCUCUGUGAGAGGGACAACUGGAAAAGCUGUGCAUCCUGGGCAGACAGGUUAGACGAACCAAAGUGCUCCUGCAAACCGGGAUUUAAAGGUCUGCGCUGUGAACAGUGUGAUGACUUGUUCUGUUACCAUGAAGGCAUCUGCAAGCGUUCCAAUAAUAAACCAUACUGUAUUUGUAAGGAAAACUACGAUACCAGCACCAACUGUAUGGAUUACUCAUGUAAAUAUCUCUGCAGUUUAACAAUGGAGUACCAUGGAGACUGCAACUGCAAAAGUCUGGUUGGUCAAUGUUUGAAUUACUGCAAGAAUCAUGGCAAAUGUUCUGUCAAAGACGACAACAAGGCCGUUUGUGACUGUGGGAAGUUGUUCACGGGAGACCGGUGUGAGACCUGCAGGUGUGAGCCAGGCGGGACGUGUUCUCACAUCUCACAAACACAGACCAUCUGCACAUGCAAAGAAGGAUACAAAGGUCCACUUUGUGAUGCAGUUGACAGCCCAAUUUCUUCAGGCAGUAAAGAUAACCUAAUGAUGUACGUGAUAAUUCCGGUUGUGGUGUCGAUCGUGGUUGUCAUAAUGAUCAUCAUCAUAGUGUUCUGCAGACGAAGACACAGAUUACAACAAUAUGGUCACAAGCGUAUGAAAGAUAACAGUAUGAACGUCAAGAAUCCGAUAUAUCUUCGUCAUGAGUCAGGACUCGAGGAUCAAGAAACUGGACAAAACCUCAUUUUCCGCGGUGACGCUUCUACCAACUUUGCUAAUCCGAUGUACGAUGUGUACAAUGGAGAAAACAUGCCGAUUUUGAUGCAGCAAGAUAACGAACAGAAUGAAUUACUCGAAGAUGGAUUAGCUGUAAAAUAUUUCGGAACAGACAUCGCAACAUCCAAAAAGACUUCUGUUGCUUGAACCGUUCAAAUGGCAAUACCUUCACAAACUCUCCAUUCUGAAGGCACGAAACAGGCCACACAAAACACAAAUAAUGAAGGGAAUGCCUCAGGAUUUAAGAUUCUUUGACCCUUGGAAUUUUUUCAAAACUGUUCAAGGAGAAAGGAGAAUAGAGUUGUAUCAUUGAGGAAGAACAUAUUCCUGUCAGUGUUAGUGCGUGGUAUGAAUUGUUUCUCAGUUUUACUUGAUGCCAUUUUGCUACACAAUCAAAGAGAUCAUAUGGCUCAGGAAAUUCAACUUACUGGGAUAUUUUUGUUUUAUUGUCAUGGAAAAUGUGCAAACUUUUAUUGCCCAGGGCAAAGUGAUGUAAAAUGUAUUAUAUAGUGCACUGAUAUAUUUUUAUUACACAGUACACCAUGAUGUAAACAUUUUAUUACCCAGUGCACAGUGAUAUAAAAAUAUAUAACUGCAAAGUUGGAAGAUUUUAUUACUUACUUUUUAAUUACAAUAUGCAGUGAUAUUGAUUUUUAUUAUGAAGUGCAGUUAUGGGAACUUUUAUUACGCAGUGCAUAGUGAUAUAAGUUUGUUUUAUUACGCAGUGCAUAGUGAUAUAAGUUUGUUUUAUUACAAAUGUAGACUGACUUAUUGUGAAGAAUAUUUGUUACGGCUUUCACUGUGGGAACUCCUUACAUGCAUACACAUCAUGCUGAAUAUAUUGGAGCCAAACUAUAACUAGAUCAUAUGACGAUGUGACCUUGAUCUGUGGGCUAAGGAGACGAUGUGAUGUCGUUGAGUGAAGUGGACUGCUGUGAUUAUACAGAGACAUCCAGAUGUGAUGUCGCUGAGUGAGAAGUGGACUGUUGUGUUUAUACACAGAGACAUCCAGUUGUGAUGUCGUUGAGUGAGAAUCGGACUACUGUGAUUACAAAGACGUCCGGUUGUUAUGUUGGCACGUUCUGGUUGUGAUUAUGUUCAUGUGGUGUCCCGCGUACUCUCCUACUGUUACCCAAAGCAUUCUCUGCAAGUCGUACAGAGUUAUCCCCAACAGUUUAGUAGUUUACCAGACAUUCAGUCCGGUUCUCCCCAACAGUUUAGUAGUUUACCAGACAUUCAGUCCAGUUCUCCCCAACGGUUUAGUAGUUUACCAGACAUUCAGUCUGGUUUUCUCCUCAACAAUUUAGUAGUUUACCAGACAUUCAGUCUGGUUCUCCCCAACAGUUUAGUAGUUUACCAGACAUUCGGUCCAGUUCUCCCCAACGGUUUAGUAGUUUACCAGACAUUCAGUCUGGUUUUCUCCCCAACAAUUUAGUAGUUUACCAGACAUUCAGUCCGGUUCUCCCCAACAGUUUAGUAGUUUACCAGACAUUCAGUCCGGUUCUCCCCAACAGUUUAGUAGUUUACCAGACAUUCAGUCCAGUUCUCCCCAAUGGUUUAGUAGUUUACCAGACAUUCAGUCCGGUUUUCUCCCCAACAAUUUAAUAGUUUACCAGACAUUCAGUCCGGUUCUCCCCAACGGUUUAGUAGUUUACUAGACAUUCAGUCCGGUUGAGAUUAUAAUGUUUAAUAGGGCAAUUACAAUUUAUAACAUUUCAGUCUAGUUAAUUGAAGGAUGGGUUUGUACUGAAUGUUUAUACACUCCAUUUUGACCAUUUGGUUGAGGCAUCUGUAUUGUCUUUCAAGAAUAAGAUAACAUAUUACUUGUUUAGUAAAACAUUUUUUUAAAUUAAUUUUACCUUUUUUUUGAGAAUGCAUAAACAUUUGGUGAUUAUUUUUAAAAAAACCACACAAAAAACAUGCCAAGAUAUUGAGACAUUUUUUUAUAGUCAUCAAAAUCCGAUGAUAUCUCUGUUGGGAUUGUUAUUAUGAUGUAUGUGGCUAUAAGAUGAGAAUAGAGCCUGGUUAAGAACUGGAUAGGCCAAUGGUGGUGUGUAUUUGGGGAAAGACCGGUCUUUCUUCUCAUGUAGGUCUCACUUUCUUUAACGACGAAAAACGUUUGUUAUAAACUAUGUUUGGAGAGUUCAGAAUAAAUUAGUUUAGCCCUAUGUAGUGCCACUGGACCAAGGGAAGAGCAAAGUACAGAGCCAAUAUUAAACUUUUUACAGCAGUAUUUAUAUUCUGUCUUCCAUCACUUCACUUGGGGAUUCACAGAUUUUAUUAUUGUGGAUUUCAUUUGCUAAAUUUAAAUGUUUAUAUUAAAUAGUUAUGGUCCACUAGGUUGCUUGUUUAGUCUUUAAAUUUUGUAAUUGAAAUGAAUUUAGUUAAUAUUUUUUCUUAUCAAAAAAGAAGAAAUUAUUUCUUUAGGCCUGGGAACUUAAAACGAAAUAAACCCCCCACCCCCCACCCCCCACCCCCCACCCAACACCUCACACCCUAUAAGAAAUAAACCUUUAGUUGAGAAUUUUGUCAUGUGUUAGUUUUGUAAUGUCAUGCACAUGUAACCACAUUUUUUGUGUUUGUUUUUUUUAAUGAAAUACAUGUAAGGCUUUGCUGGUCUUUCAAAGUAUUUGUAUCUUUUUCUGUUUUAUUGUAGAAGUUAAAGUGUAUCUGUUUUGUAUAAAGGAAAUAUUUUGACAUGUAAUUUUUAUCAAUACAUAAGUGAUAAUUUAUGAAAUGUUUUGCUAAAACAUUUACAAAAUGGUGUAAUUAUUAUUAUUGCUAACAAUUAUGUUGCUAUCUAUGUAUAUAAGUCGGAAUGUGUAUAUAGUUAAUAUUUUUCUGUAAGCAAAGGGAGGUAAGCAUGAAGAGCAUAUCAUUUAAAAAAAUGUUUUAACAUUUUAUAAUCCUUGUAUAUAUUUAUCAAAUCAUAAUGUUAACAUAGACAUGUUUUACUUUUAAUUUGCCUGCGUGAUGCACGAAGAUGAUGAUGGUGUUGUCUUGUGUUGUUGCUCGUGUCUUGGUCAAAGUGUUAGAUCUUGUUUUGAGAACAAGUGCAAUACAGAUCACUGAGGCAGCGUCUGCCAGACAAGAAACCUGUAGAUCACAGUUGACUCCCGUGUUGGAAUGGGACAAAUGCUGAUCUACUUCAUCUGGUGCUCAUCCUACAUUGUGUUUAAUUCCACUGUCAGCUAAAACUUAAAGGGUUAAUAUUAACAUUAUAAUAGCAUUAAGAAAACAAACCUCAAAAAACGUUUUUAUUAAUAUUUUUGGCAGAAUUUAAUCAGUAAAAAAAUGAUUUUCUGAUGAAGGAUUUGUUAGCAUUAAGUACUACAGAUCUUUGAAAUGAUAAACAGAUCAACCCUGUAAUAUAUCUGUGCCAUUCCAGUACCUUUACAUUGCCCUGUUUGUACACAUUAUUUCGCUUUGUAUAUUUAUCAUAACAACAUUAUUUCUGUUGUAUUUUACUUCUUGUCUGGAAUCUUACAUUCCAUUGUUUUUGUAUGUUCGUCAUGUGAUAUGUUGGCUGGCCCGUUGCUUACAAGUGUAGAGUUCAACUUUGCUGAAGUGGCCUUCCAUAGAGUGUGUCCAAUCUUCAGUGGCUGUUAUACACAAACUCAGGGGUGAAUCUAGUGGGUUGGGAGGUAAUGUUUUCUCCAGGAAUUAAUUGGAGUUCUCAACUUUGAGUAUCAGUAAUUUUUCCAUAUUCUUGCAGGGCUCUGUAAAUUUAUAUACCAUUACAACAUUGAUCCAUUCUUGAUUGCCAGUCUAUAGUAUACAACAAAACAAUAAAGUCAAGUAGCAACUAGUGGUUGGAUUUCCAAGGUCUAUAAUUAUAAGUGCUGGAUUAACACAACAAAUCAUGUAAGUCGAGUUAUAAGUUCUGGAUUAAUACAAAUGAAUGUAGUUAGUGAUUAUAAGUGCUGGAUUAACACAACAAAUCAUGUAAGUCGAAUUAUAAGUGCUGGAUUAAUACAACACAUCGAUUAACACAAAUGAAUGUAAGUUUGCCAGUGUUAAAUUUGAUCAUGCUUCUUUGAUUUUGCUUGUACCGGGUACAUGCAGUGUUUUAACUUUCAACAACCACUGAUGGAUUGGCAUACUUCUGGGCCCAUGCUUUUAAACUUACAAAGUCUGCAAUCAAAACUAACAAAUCACUAGCAUAUUCAAGGUUGUAUUUAUGUGCAAGACAGAGUCAAGUGGAGAUUUAUUCACAGUUGUGAACUUGAGAAUCUAUACUAGUUCACUGUCUUGAUUGUAGAGCAGAAAACAUCAAAAUUGGUAGCAUAUAUUCAAAGGAAAUUCUAUGCAUGUAGUCGACAUGUUCAGGCAGGAAAACACAACCAUGACAAUGAUGAGAUUAUAUGAAAAUUAAGAAAGGCAUUCAAUUAUAAAUGAUUACAUAAGUGAUUGUUUUUUUAUUGGCAGAGACUGUUUUAAAUCAUAUUUCUUAUUGAUUGGUACUGUUCUGUCAGGUUUCUUAUUGGUCAGAACAUUUCAUAUCCGAUAUUUGUCAUUCAGUAUUUUUAUCCGAUAUUUCUUAUUGAACAGUGCAUUUUGUAAUUGUCAUUCAGGUGUUUCUUACUGCUUAAGACUUCAUAUGAGAUGUUUCUUAUUGGUCAACAAAUUGUGGAACAGAUAUUAUUAUCAGGUUAAAACUAAUAGUGGUGUUUGUGUUAAAGGUUUGAAUCAAAAUUCUAAUCUUUUACAACCAAUGUAUAGUUUUAUGUUUAAAAACAUCAAUCAAAUGAUAUUGCCAACUGUUGGAUAACAACACUUAGUUUUAAAUACAUUUUAUACUGUAUAGAUGCUGUUAGUAUUCUUGAUUUAUUUAUUUUUCAUUGGUUGUGAUUUUUCUGCUGUCAUUGUGUACAUCUGUUUGCAUAUUCUUAGUAAACAACAUUAAACUUAUUUACUUAUAUUAACUCUGUAUUCAUUUUACACAUUUAUGAAAAAUUAAUCUUCCAUAAUCACAUAUUAAAAUUUUCCAUAUAUUUGAGUAAUUAUCAGUCAGGUUGUGCAUUGUCUAUUGAGCUGAAAGAAAGCAGUAAACUAUGUGGGACAUAUACAGAACUCCAUGUACGUUGUUUUCUCUUCCUAUUUAUUGCACGAGUUUAUUUUGUGCAAGAAUAUAUACCACGAGUGAUAAGUUCUUUCGCAAAAUAAACGAGUGCAAUAAAUAGGAAGUGAAAACAAUGUAUGUGAAGUUCUGUAUUUAUUACAUACCUUCUUUUAUGUUUUACAAAAAUGGUUUUUAAUUUAACGUCAUAUCAACACUUUGUUAGAUCUAUGUAUCAAAUACAAUGUGACGUAAUUUGUAAAUUAUAUGUGACAUCAGUAAAUAAAAGGCACUAACUGCAGUAAAAAU